Messenger RNA from Aureobasidium uvarum, 813 nucleotides. The record is from the annotation of a GenBank genome assembly. Lineage: Eukaryota; Fungi; Ascomycota; Dothideomycetes; Dothideales; Saccotheciaceae.
AUGGCUCAAACAGAAGACUCGUCGCUCACCGUCCUCAGCCUCGCCGAACCGCUCCUUGCCGCCCACGACAGCGCCGACCGCCUCACCAAAUCCUCCCUGGACGCCGAGCUCGAGCACUACAAGGAUCUCUUUUCCAAACUGCGCUUUUCCUAUGUCGAACAAGUCACAAAAGAGGGCUUCCUCAAGGCAAUCGUCGCCGAUCCUCCUCAGCUAGUCGAUGCUGCCGAGAAUGCCCGUCUGGAACAUGACCUAGCCCAGGCCAAGGCUGCUCUCAAGGCCAAGAAGGAACACACCAACCAGAAAGUCCAGGAGCUGCAAGAACUGGGAAGCCGUUUAGCACAAUGUGAGUCCCCCUUCGACACGUCUCUCCAACCUCAUCCACUAACAAGGCACCCAGCUCACGAACUGAUCCAAUUGCAAACCACACAACUGCACGCCCUGCCUGCCGACAUUCACAAUCUCGAACUCACCAUCGCAAACCUCAAAGCUGCCCAGGAAGCGCCCUCGUCCUUGCCCAUGCUCAAUCUUCCUCUCCUCGCUACAAACCGACUGCUGUCAGAAAAGGAUUCAGACCUUGCUCGACUCGAUCGCGAAAUCGCACAAUUGCAAUCUACCCUGCCUGACAAGAAACGCCAUGUCGCGGCCCUAAAGGCCGACCUGGACCCCGUUGAAUCUCGCAAACGCUCUGCCAUCACCGAUGCCCAAGAGGCUCAGAAGAGACGGGGACAGCACUCGCUUGCUCAGGACCUUGACGAGAGGGGAAAGUGGCUCAAGUCUGUCGACUCUGGUCUUCGUCUCAUGCUUCAGAUUUGA